AUGCGCCAUUUAUCAACUUCGCCGUUUGCCUUUUGCGUGGCUGCUCAACUUCUGUGUCUAACCUUGGCCUCGUCUUCGCAUCCAUCGCAAUCGUUCCUUGGCAAUCUGGAUGCUCAGGUUGCCGACAACAACCCCUUCCAUCCUUCUUUCGAUUCGUUUGUUGAUAGUCUUAUGAAAACUUGGCACAUCCCCGGUCUGGCCAUUGCUGUUGUGCACGAAAACAAGACAUGGUCCAAGGGUUUUGGGCACGCGAACCUCCCUGAUGUGCCAUUCACACCAUAUACACUCUUCCAGGCUGCUAGCACCACCAAAUCCUUCACAGCCUCUCUCACAGCAUUGUUAGUCCAGGACCAAGAUGAAUAUGCUCACAUCGGAUGGGACACUCCGCUUCACGACAUUGCCGGUAACGAUUUUGUUCUCGAGGACGAUUAUCUGACAACUCAUGUCACUUUCCUUGAUGCCAUGUCCCAUCGCACUGGCAUACCUGGACACGACGCGCUGUGGUACGAUCGAGGACUAACCGUCAGAACCCAGACAUAUCUCAUGCGUCAUAUGACCUCGAGCGCAAGCUUCAGGACCGUCUUCCAGUACUGCAACCUAUUCUUCACCGCCGUCUCUCAUGUUCUUCAGUCUGUGACAGGGAAACCACAAGCAGAUUUGCUGCGUGAGUGGAUCUUUGAGCCUCUCGGAAUGAACCAAUCCUACUACUCUCGUCAGGACGCAGCUCACUGCCAAACACUGAACCCUCACUGCGUCCUGGCUGAUAGCUACGCAUGGAAUCAAGACACGCAAUCUUAUCAGAAAUGGGCGCUCAACGUAGCGGACCCCGCCAAUGGAGCUGGUGGCAUCAUCUCCAACGUCGUUGAUUACAGCAAGUGGAUUCACACUCUCAUGCAUGAGGCCGGUCCGGUCUCCAAGGAUGGUCAUGCUAAGCUAAAGUACCCAUUUUCCAUACAAGGUGUUGACAUGGCACCCUACACAGGACCUGUAUGGUAUGGACUGGGGCUUGACGGAGGCAUCUACCGUAACGAGAGGGUCUUUUCGCACACUGGUGGUAUCAGUGGCUACGCGUCAAGCUUCAAGUUUUUGCCUGACCGGAAGUUCGGACUCGUCAUGUCUCAAAAUUCAAUGAACACAGCCUUCGAAGCCAUAGGAUGGCGACUGAUCGAUGAGUUUCUAGGCGGUCCGGAGGACGAGUUCUACGACAUGAAUAAGACGCAAAGCUAUCUUACAAAAAAACGUGAGGAACAGCUCAAGGCUCUUCCUUCCAAGCUAUAUCCCAAUGUACCUUCGCAACGCGUACAGCCACAACUCCCGUUACAAAACUACACCGGAACCUAUACAAACGCGGCUUAUGGUAACCUUAGCAUCAGCGUCGAUGCACCUUCAUACCUGCUAGACGAACCAAGAGCUGAAAACUUGGAUUCUGCGGAUUUGCUGCUCUACGCGGCAUCAAGUGGUCGGAACGUGUUGUUCACUUUUCGACACGUGUCUGCAGAGCAUUGGCUUGUAGAGUUACGAAUGGUGAUCUAUGACUCCAAAGUGGCAGAUGAUUAUAAGAAAGCCAGGUUCGAGGUUGGAGUGGAUGGAGUGGUGCAGAGACUCGGAGUGGUAAUGGAAGCAGCUGUUGCUGGGGAUAGAGCAUGGGCGUGGUUUGAUCGAAUCGACGGUCCUUGA
Messenger RNA from Aureobasidium namibiae CBS 147.97, 1677 nucleotides. RefSeq names its product beta-lactamase/transpeptidase-like protein. The transcript has 3 exons. The record is from RefSeq and is a predicted model, not a curated record. Lineage: Eukaryota; Fungi; Ascomycota; Dothideomycetes; Dothideales; Saccotheciaceae. The coding region runs from base 1 to 1677 and encodes 558 amino acids.